Molecule: messenger RNA, 531 nt
Organism: Guillardia theta CCMP2712
Lineage: Eukaryota; Cryptophyceae; Pyrenomonadales; Geminigeraceae
Exons: 3
Coding region: 1-531 (176 amino acids)
Source: RefSeq, a predicted model, not a curated record
AUGUCGCAAGGAGUUCAGGUCAACGCAAGGCCGAGACACGCUGAUGGGUCGAUCACCGUGAGAAAAGUACAACUCAACGAAAGCAACCUGCGGCCGCUGUUCGAUAUUCGCCAGGAAGAUGCCGCCCAACUCCUGGGAGUCUCUCUCUCCAGCCUUAAAAGCGCUUGCAGGAGGCUAGGUAUCAACCGCUGGCCCUACACUCGGAAUCCAAGUCCUCGUGAAGAGAGGGACAUGUUUGAUUUCCAUCAAUUGCCAAGCAACCGCGAAGACCAGCAUGGGGCGUUCACGCAUAAUCACGUAUUGCAUUUGAACGAAGAGACAGCUGUCAACUGCGAUAGCGAAGAAACAAGUCGCGACAAUCAUUUUGAUGACAGCGAAGACCUUUUUCAGCAGAUCCUUGACCUCCCACAUGGGGAGCCCAACAAGGAAAGGCCUCCGGAAGCUGAAGAAGACCUGGAUUCCUUCUUCUUUCAUCCGAUUCCUGAAAUGAAUGGAUCUUGGAUCGAACACUUUCACCCCAACCAAGCCUGA